Platichthys flesus (European flounder) is the source of this 2501-nucleotide messenger RNA. Its product is annotated as LIM/homeobox protein Lhx6-like. NCBI's taxonomy places the organism in Eukaryota, Metazoa, Chordata, Actinopteri, Pleuronectiformes, Pleuronectidae. The coding region runs from base 991 to 1920 and encodes 309 amino acids. Gene Ontology annotation, molecular function: RNA polymerase II transcription regulatory region sequence-specific DNA binding; DNA-binding transcription factor activity, RNA polymerase II-specific. The record is from RefSeq and is a predicted model, not a curated record. The transcript has 8 exons. Gene Ontology annotation, cellular component: nucleus. Gene Ontology annotation, biological process: forebrain neuron development; neuron differentiation; regulation of transcription by RNA polymerase II.
CUGGUUUGAUUCCCAGCUCCCAGAAAGUUAAUGAAGGAGGAUUAUUUCGCAGACCGAGAGACGCAGGGGAACGUGUCUCUGUGUCAUUCCAGGAAAAACAACCAUGUCCCAGGGAAUUAUCCGGAUACUUUGCUUGUGAUGUUCUGGAAAAACUUUUACUGGACGAUGUUCUCGCUGCUUCUGGGAGCUUCUCCAUGUACGAAGUCUUGUUUUCUUGACUCCCACAGGCCACCUCUUGUUAUCCCACUGCCUCCAAUGUUUACACCGUAGCUGGUGAUUAACAUAAUGUUGCAUUCCUGUUAAUUUGGACCAAACGAAGGACAACACGGGCGCAGGAUUUCCACCCAAACGCAGAUUUUUGGCACUUUAUGAAUGCAGCUGUAAUCACACAGGGGAGCCUCGAGUGUUUAAAUGGGUCCAUCAGCAGAAAGAGACAAUCAAGCGCCUUUAUGCCUCAAGAUCAGCUGCAGCUUCUUCGCAUUGUCUGUUAUGAAUAGACCGAUCUCCAAUUGAGCCUCUUCACUUUGGAGAUUUUUUCGAUUUUCGAUUUUUUUUUUUACAGCUAUUGAAAUUAGGAUGUGCCGCCUGGUUCUUCUCUUAGCUUGGUGGCUCCGCUGCCUUCUCGUGAUUGACACAUGAAAUUGACACUCGGGCUGGGCUCUUAUCAAGCGAAGCGUUUCAAUCCGCCGCUAAUUGCAGAUAUGGUGCCAUCCUUUCUUUUCACACGCGUCUGAUUGCACGGGCACACCGCAGCCUCCCAUUGCGCACAAGAGGAAUGAUCGAUCUUACAUAGCUUCUUCUUCUUUUUUUUUUCUUUUUUUUUGCCUCCUUCUAAUUGCAUCAAAAUAUCUUUUGUUGCCAGGGUUUAAAUGCAGGAGAAACUGUUAUUCGUUGUUUUGGACCGGAUAUAGUGUGGGUUGGGGCAGAGAUGCGUAAUGCGCAGAGCGAGCUCCAUCUUCUCUCCAAAUAGGCAGCGCGCAAGACCCGAGAAUGUCUAAAUCGGAGGUGAAGAAGGAGUCCGGGGAGUCCAGUCCGUCGGAGGCCGCCUGCCUCUGCUCUCCUCCGGCCGCCAAGAACCAGUGCGCCAGCUGCGGCAUGGAGAUCCACGACCGGUACCUGCUGAAGGUCAACAACCUGAACUGGCACCUGGGUUGUCUGGAGUGCUCAGUGUGCAGAGCGUCUCUGCGUCAACAGAGCAGCUGCUACGUUAAAAACAAGGAAAUCUACUGCAAACUGGAUUACUUCAGUAGGUUCGGCACCAAAUGCGGCCAGUGUGGCCGGCAGGUGUACGCCAGUGACUGGGUGCGGCGGGCCCGGGGCAGCGUGUACCACCUGGCCUGCUUCGCCUGUUUCUCCUGCAAGAGGCAGCUGUCCACCGGGGAGGAGUUCGGCCUGGUGGAGGGCCGGGUGCUGUGCCGCAGCCACUACGACAUCAUGCUGGACAACCUCCGCCGGGCGGCAGAGAACGGCACAGGACUGACUCUGGAGGGAGCUCUGCCCUCCGAUCAGGACGGUCAACCCAAACCAGCCAAGAGAGCGCGCACGUCCUUCACUGCCGAGCAGCUGCAGGUGAUGCAGAAUCAGUUUGCUCAGGACAACAACCCCGACGCUCAAACUUUACAGAAACUGGCAGAAAUGACGGGACUGAGCAGACGAGUCAUACAGGUUUGGUUUCAGAACUGUCGGGCACGACACAAAAAGCAGCCGCCCCACAACAGCUUCUCUCAGAGCGCUCCGCUGUCCAGGAUGCCCCCAUCGCUGCCAGACGACCUCCACUACUCCCAGUUCAGCAGCCCAGACCGACCACACCUACUCGCUCUGCACGGGUAUCUGGACGCUCAUCCCUUCUCCGUCCUCGCUGCUCCGGGCCACUUGACCCAUCCAUCCAUCUCGUUACCACAGCUUCCCAUAAGCCGCUGACACCCCGGGUCCACGGCUCCACCACUCCGAUGAUAUUGUGAAAAAAAAAAAAAAUGUAAAAUGUUUUGGGAGCAGCAGGACAAUCUGCUUUCAAUCAGUCGGGUUCUUCGUCGUGAGACUGAAAAGCUCAACUCGUCUUCUGAAGACAGCAGAUUGUGGUUACGGGAGAAAAGUCCUACAACGAAGGAAAGAAAGGACGACCGCUCGUUUUGCUUUUCCUUUUUUUGUGGCUGGACACAAAACACUGCAUCAGGUCAGGAUGUCUUUUCAUUUGUUUACUCAAUCAUUCAAGGUGUUUUAAUUAAGUCGCUGCAAUAUGAGCUUUCGAAAAAGACGAAAAAGGGAGCGUUGUAAGAGUAUUACAGUAAAGCCUCAGUAUUUUGUCUCUUUGUCUUGAGUGGAUGAUGAGCACGUUUGCAGCCUCACUGUCGUUUGUUGUUGUGUUGUUGUCAGAAAAAUUGGAAACAACUUAUUUAUUGCAGAACAAAACUUCACUUUUUAAAAAAGCACUUUUCAAUGUGUCUGGAAAUGGAACAAUUCAGUGAUUGUACAUUGUAAAUAUACGGUUUAAUAAAAUGUAU